This is a messenger RNA of Gambusia affinis (western mosquitofish), 836 nucleotides long. RefSeq names its product methionine-R-sulfoxide reductase B1-A-like. The record is from RefSeq and is a predicted model, not a curated record. Lineage: Eukaryota; Metazoa; Chordata; Actinopteri; Cyprinodontiformes; Poeciliidae. Gene Ontology annotation, molecular function: peptide-methionine (R)-S-oxide reductase activity. The transcript is spliced from 4 exons.
UUGAAAUUCAAACCGAGCCGGAAGUUAGCGGAAGUGGCGCAAUCUCGUUGCAUAUUCUCUCAGUGCGGCAGAGAGCAAAGGAUUAAGUUCACCAACAGCGAUGUCGUUUUGCUCUUUUAUCGGCGGAGAGGUCUUUAAAGACCACUUUAAACCAGGGAUUUACGUUUGCUCUAAAUGUGACCAUGAGCUGUUCUCCAGUCGCUCCAAGUACGAGCACUCGUCCCCCUGGCCGGCCUUCACGGAGACCAUUCAUGAAAACAGUGUAUCCAAAUUUAAGGAGAGGCCCGGGGCUUAUAAGGUGAAGUGCGGGAAGUGCGGAAAUGGACUGGGACAUGAAUUUGUGAAUGACGGUCCAGCCAAGGGUUUUUCUCGCUUCUGAAUCUUCAGCAACUCACUGAAGUUCGUCCCUAAAGAUAAGGUUGAUGGACAGUAAGGUGAGCUGUGAUUCAGGAGACUGAAGGACCAGAAGCCUCUCUGUUUUGCUGCAGGUGCGGACAGUGAAUGAAGUGUUCUGGGACAAAGUCCUCUCAGGAAGCCCCAGGACUCUGAUGAACUAUGACCUCACUGGAGAGCAAGGACAGAGAGACGAUGGAAACCCUUUUAUUAUGCAAUUAUCACUGAUUGAGCUACAAGAUUGAUCACACCAACUACAUCGUUAUGCAAACAGACUGUUCGUAUCAACUCUGUGCUUUUUAUCAGUCUCUGAAAGAAAUGGAACAAGUUAUCUACUGUUGAGAAACAUGUGACUUUUAUGGAAUAUUUAUUAAUUUGUCAAAUGAGAAGAGCAUUUUAUGCAAAUUGUGCACAGUGUUUAAAAUAAAAGUCAAAUAAAUGUA